This is a messenger RNA of Chenopodium quinoa (quinoa), 1753 nucleotides long. Its product is annotated as eukaryotic initiation factor 4A-9-like. Lineage: Eukaryota; Viridiplantae; Streptophyta; Magnoliopsida; Caryophyllales; Amaranthaceae. The transcript has 5 exons. Bases 173 to 1414 code for a protein of 413 amino acids. Gene Ontology annotation, biological process: cytoplasmic translational initiation. Gene Ontology annotation, molecular function: RNA helicase activity; translation initiation factor activity; ATP binding. Gene Ontology annotation, cellular component: cytoplasmic stress granule. The record is from RefSeq and is a predicted model, not a curated record.
CGGCAAUUGGUUGUCGUUCCUUGUUUCAAAUAUAAAAGCUUCCUUUUUUCUCUCUCCUUCACUCUCUUCAGAUCCUGUUAGAGUUCCUCCACGGCUCUAACCCUAGUUCUUUCUUUCGCUGUUCUCCGCUUUUCAAUCUCCUUUUCGCUCUAUUUUUCCCCUGUUUUCAAUCAUGGCAGGAGUUGCACCCGAAGGUUCUCAGUAUGAUGCUCGUCAGUACGACAACAAAAUGAGUGAAUUGCUUUCCGAGGAAGGAAGCGAUUUCUUCACCUCAUAUGAUGAGGUUUAUGAAAGCUUUGAUAAGAUGGGUUUGAAAGAGAACCUUCUCAGAGGAAUCUAUGCUUAUGGUUUUGAGAAACCUUCUGCAAUUCAACAAAGGGGAAUCGUUCCCUUCUGUAAGGGUCUUGAUGUGAUCCAGCAAGCCCAAUCUGGUACUGGAAAGACCGCCACUUUCUGCUCUGGAAUCCUGGAGCAGCUGGAUUACGAAUUACUGGAAUGCCAAGCUCUUGUGCUUGCUCCUACUAGGGAGCUUGCUCAGCAAAUUGAGAAGGUUAUGAGGGCCCUUGGUGACUAUUUGGGCGUGAAGGUGCAUGCCUGUGUUGGAGGAACCAGUGUUCGUGAGGAUCAAAGAAUCCUUGCUGCUGGGGUACACGUGGUUGUUGGUACCCCCGGUCGUGUCUUUGACAUGUUGCGAAGACAAUCACUUCGUGCCAAUCAAAUUAAGAUGUUUGUUUUGGAUGAAGCUGAUGAAAUGCUUUCUCGUGGUUUCAAGGAUCAGAUUUAUGACAUCUUCCAGCAACUACCACCAAAGAUCCAAGUGGGUGUAUUUUCUGCAACUAUGCCCCCAGAGGCUCUUGAAAUCACCAGGAAGUUCAUGAACAAACCUGUGAGGAUUCUUGUGAAGCGUGAUGAGCUCACUCUUGAGGGUAUCAAGCAGUUUUACGUGAAUGUUGACAAGGAAGACUGGAAGCUUGAUACUCUUUGUGAUCUGUACGAAACCUUGGCGAUUACCCAAAGUGUCAUCUUCGUAAACACCAGGAGGAAGGUCGACUGGUUGACCGACCAGAUGAGAGCCCGUGAUCACACCGUUUCAGCCACUCAUGGAGACAUGGACCAGAACACUAGGGACAUCAUUAUGAGGGAGUUCCGUUCUGGGUCCUCCCGUGUCCUCAUUACCACCGAUCUUCUUGCUCGUGGUAUUGAUGUGCAGCAAGUCUCCCUUGUGAUCAAUUAUGAUUUACCAACUCAACCAGAGAACUACCUGCACAGGAUAGGACGUAGUGGACGAUUCGGAAGGAAGGGUGUUGCCAUCAAUUUUGUGACCAGCGACGAUGACAAGAUGCUCUUUGACAUCCAGAAAUUCUACAAUGUCACAGUUGAGGAGCUUCCUGCUAAUGUCGCCGAUCUUAUCUGAUGACCUGAGGGCUGAUAUUUUGUUUGUGUUUUUAGGGAAGGUGUUUUGUCUGUCCAAUUAGUAAAGAUUCCAUUUGGACAACGUGGUGUUUAUUGGAUGAUAAUUAUUUAUCGGAUGACAGUUCACAGCUAUCAGUUUUAUUACUAUGCGUUUCAUAUUUUCUUCCUUUAUUUGGGAACAUCACUAACCACGCUGUGGGUGUCCCAGCUUAAAUUUUUGUAGGAGACAGUUUAAUGUACUUUUGUAUUUUAGGUUAAGAAGAGUUUUUUUCACCUCUGGGCACAUUUGCUGAUCUUUAUUUUCGCUGGUUUUAGUUUUACUGUCAUCAAUUAUUCGAUU